Messenger RNA from Penaeus vannamei (Pacific white shrimp), 2503 nucleotides. The record is from RefSeq and is a predicted model, not a curated record. NCBI's taxonomy places the organism in Eukaryota, Metazoa, Arthropoda, Malacostraca, Decapoda, Penaeidae.
GUCAGCACCUCGUCAGCUGACUCUGAUCAAUGGCCACAAAACACAAACACAAUAACGUGUGAGGAGGAAUGGUGUGAAACAGAGCAACAGUGACGCAAAAACGCCCAUUCUGCAACGUUGCGAGUCCCAACUAACUCCUCUUCAGGCAGUAACAUCAGAAGGGAAAGUGUUGCAUUGAUCAAUGGUUCCUCUUGAGUGCGUGUUGCGGCUGUGAUGGUCCAGCAUGGACUUCUCGGGAGGGGGCGGACAGCACCUCGGAGGACAGCACCUCGGACAACACCUUGGGCAACACCUCGAUUAUGGGCACGGCCUCAGCCAACAGCUCGGGCAGCUCACCCUCGAUCAUUCCUCGCGGCCUCCGUUGUGCCCUUCUGCGGGGACGAGGACGUCCUUCGGGGGCGAGGUCCUCCCCCGUGACACAGGGUGCGCCUCCGACAUCUCCUUCGGCAGGAGCUUUUCACCCGCGGCCUUCCAGUCUGCAACGUCUCAGUUGCAUGAGACUCAUAGCCAGUUACAGCAGCCCUAUUUGCAGCAAAGAGAGCAGGUGAGUUACAGCUCUUCUCCACUGAGCUCGAGCAACCCCAGUCUCCUAGGUGGGAGUCCAGUGCCAACCCAGCACCAGUUGUCCCCUAGUAAUCUGGGCACAUUGGGCCUGCAGUCACCCCGUCUUACUCCCAUCCAGUCCCAGACGUCCUCCCCCAUCAGGUCCUCACUGGGCACUGCACAGCUCAGUUCCUCCUCUAUGACAGCAGGUAUUCAGAAGGAUACCUUGGCGCCAGAUACACAAGGGUUUGUUGGCCACAUGGGGGGCUCUCACUCACCAGUUCACUCCCAGUUGGGGCGAGCACAACUGGCAUCCAGUCUGCCCACAUCCUUACAACCACGACCCUUCCAGCCACAGCAUACCCCCCAAAACCGCUUGAGUGGAGCCCAGUUAGGGUCAAGCUGGGGCAGUGUUGACAGUCAGAGUGCAAGUUAUCAGGUUCCCCUCCAGCCUGGCUCAAAUGAGAACAGUCAAGGCAGUGGUCUCGGGUAUUCCAAUUUAAGUACAUACAACACCCAUGUGGUGAAUGGCCAAAUGGCAGCAGGAAUGCACUUGCAACAGGACAUGCAGUAUCAGAACCAGCUGCAGUUUGACAGUAUGGGUUUCAUGUCAAUGCAAUCACAGCAAAUGCAGUAUGGCGGUUUCACACAGUUGCAACAGACUUUUCCUCAAGAAACAAAUGGCUUCCAGUAUAAUGUUGACUAUAUUGACAGUGCAGAUCCAAAUGCCUAUCAGGAUUAUUACUAUGACUAUCAGUAUAAUAGUUAUAAUGGGUCAAUGGAUAGUCUGGACCCAAAUUAUUUAGGGACUCCAGUGGGUCGAGCUCCAACCCCAUAUGGGGAUGAAACUGUAGAUGACCUUGGACCCGAGGAAGUACGAUGGUUCUACAAGAUUGAAGCAGAUAAGAAGUGGACACCCUUUAUUGGUUAUGAUUCUCUUCGCAUUGAGUGGAAGUACAGGGACCUUAUGCAAGACACAAAUCCUGGGGGGUCAAAUGGCUCUCCUUAUGGAAAUGUGGAGAAUGAGCAGCAAUCACCAAAGGAAAUGCAGGAAAAAUCACAAGUUACCGAGAGAAUUGUUGUUCGAGGAGGACUGUAUGAGGUGGACGUGAAACAUAGGAGAUGUGAAAGUAUUUAUUGGAAAGGUGAAGUAUUCAUGAUCUGUCGUGGCACAUGGUUUUAUGAAGGUGCAUGGGGUCCUGUUGAAGAAAUGCUUGCAGAUCGUUUGGAAAUGGAACAUUUAACACACUUCAGAGGGCAUUUGCUAACAUCUCAACGUGUAGAUGAUACAACGAAAGAAAUUGUACAUUCCUUAUCACUGCCUGAGGGUCAAGUAGACUGGUUUAGUGCCUCAGAGAUAUACCUCUCAUCUGAUGCGACGCCAUCCAGGUUAAUGAGAUCUGUUGGCAAGAAACUAGGCUUCCAAAAGACUGGCUACAAACUACACAGAGGCUACAGUAUAGAUGCUACAGCCAGUGAUAAACCUCCUGAUAUCAGCCAUAUUGUUUUUGUUAUCCAUGGUAUUGGGCAGAAGAUGGAGAUGGGCAGGAUUAUCAAGAAUUGCACAGCUGGAGAUUUUGGUACUCUUGAGGUGGGGUAUGUGUACGGUUCAUACACCGUCAGGAAGAAUUGGAAUCUUAAAAAUGAAAUAGUGUAUAUAACAAAUAUUGGGUUCAACCCCAUCGGCGGGAACACAGCGUCCAUCUUACAUGCUAACAAUAUCAAUAACUUAAUAAAUAAAUUAAGCUUCUGUAUUGACAUGUCGACCGGGUCUAACAUUGUAUCACCAUUGCAAAGGGCGACCUCUCGUGACCUGUAUCCGGAAGGAGAUAGCAGGUCACCAGGGCAGGUCAGCACGAGCCCUCUGACGCCAGCUGGUUGUCUGACAGCCAGCUGGGUCGGCGACAUCAAACGACCGAUGAAACGAACAAGUGGUCGUACAGAGAGCAUGCGAAAAUAA